Molecule: messenger RNA, 2667 nt
Organism: Tupaia belangeri chinensis (Chinese tree shrew)
Lineage: Eukaryota; Metazoa; Chordata; Mammalia; Scandentia; Tupaiidae
Gene: SORD
Product: sorbitol dehydrogenase
Exons: 10
Coding region: 456-1415 (319 amino acids)
Biological process (GO): D-sorbitol catabolic process
Molecular function (GO): zinc ion binding; L-iditol 2-dehydrogenase (NAD+) activity
Source: RefSeq, a predicted model, not a curated record
GUCGGGGAGGAAGUGGAGGGCCUGGCCUCACCGUUCCCACCUCUGCAUUCACCACUGUCCUGGGCAGGUGGGCUACAGGAGGGGGAAGGAAUCUUCCCUCCGUUUCUCCUCAUGCGGAAGCCCUUCCUGUCGUCCAGGCAAGAUGGGUUGAGGGUGUGAGCUGACUUGCGUACGUGGAAGUAGAGGGUAGGGGGCCAAUGAGCAUGUAUUUAAGAACUGCCUAUUUCAACUCACUUGAGAAAAUCUAUUCAGAAAAGGAAAACUAUCCUAUUCCCGAACCAGGCCCAAAUGGUGGCAGGCAGUAUCUAUAGAAGCUCAUCCUCUCCCUCACACCCAGUCCUCGCCCACCCCGCCCCACCUUCCCUGAGAACCACAGCUUCGGUGUGAACAUCAGAUCGAAGGCAGCUUUCCUUAGUGUCUCCAGAGCUUUGCUACUCAAAGAUGUGCUGCUGAAGAUGCAUUCUGUUGGAAUUUGUGGCUCGGAUGUCCACUACUGGCAGCAUGGUCGAAUUGGGGAUUUUAUUGUGAAAAAGCCCAUGGUACUAGGGCAUGAAGCCUCUGGAACAGUCAUAAAAGUGGGGUCGUUGGUAAAGCACCUAAAACCAGGUGAUCGUGUUGCCAUUGAGCCUGGUGCUCCCCGAGAAAUUGACGAGUUCUGCAAGAUUGGCCGAUACAAUCUGUCACCGUCCAUCUUCUUCUGUGCCACGCCUCCUGAUGACGGGAACCUCUGCCGAUUCUACAAGCACAACGCGAACUUCUGCUACAAGCUUCCUGACAAUGUCACCUUUGAGGAAGGGGCCCUGAUUGAACCACUGUCUGUGGGGAUCCAUGCCUGCCAGCGAGGUGGCGUCACCCUGGGGAACAAGGUCCUGGUGUGUGGAGCUGGGCCCAUUGGGCUGGUCACCUUGAUUGUGGCCAAGGCUAUGGGAGCAGCUCAAGUGCUGGUGACUGAUCUGUCUGCCUCUCGAUUGUCCAAAGCCAAGGAAGUCGGGGCUGAUAUAAUCCUGCAGAUCUCCAAGGAGAGCCCUCGGGAAGUGGCCAGUAAAGUGGAAGGUCUGCUGGGCUGUAAGCCGGAGGUCACCCUCGAGUGCACAGGGGCAGAGGCCGCCAUCCAGUCGGGCAUCUAUGCCACUCGCUCUGGCGGGACCCUGGUGCUGGUGGGACUGGGCUCUGAGAUGAGCACUGUCCCGCUGGUGCAUGCAGCCAUCCGGGAAGUGGACAUCAAAGGCGUGUUUCGAUACUGCAAUACGUGGCCAAUGGCGAUUUCUAUGCUUGCAUCCAAGUCUGUGAAUGUAAAGCCCUUAGUCACCCAUCGGUUUCCUCUGGAAAAAGCUCUGGAGGCCUUUGAAACAACCAAAAAGGGAUUGGGGUUGAAAGUCAUGCUCAAGUGUGACCCCGAUGACCAGAAUCCUUGAAUUGGGUUCUGCCCUCAUCCUCACCCUCUCGGCAUCUCAGGGCUGAAUGGCUGGGCAGGGUUGGGCUUUGGUGCAGAAGAUUCUUUUGAAUGGUAAGAAUAAUUAAAAUAAUUCAUUGCACAGAGCAGCUGACAGGCCUUAGAGACACAAGUACAGAUGGUUUAGGGGACCUGGUAACAAGAAGGACCUAUUCAUGUGGGGCAAAGUUGAGCAAGUAGAGUCAUUUGGCAGGCAGGUGCUGGGAACUUCCCUUCUUCCUGGAGUGCCUUCCUUGAGUAAGGAGUGAAAGUUGGCCCUAGGUUCCUGGUUCUCCCUGACUGGUUAGGAGCGGGGUGGGGGCAGUGUUAUAAAGAGACAACUUCCUCAAAACUUAAUUGCCUCAGAAGUUGAUUUUUUGAAAAUUUGCAGCUCGGGCUUUGGGGUGAGGGAUCGUUAGCCAUUUUAGUUGGGAGCUCAUUGUUGGUAAAGAAUAGUGCUCUUUGGUUUGAUGAUGAAGGAGAAUAAGAAAAAGGACUGACUUUCUUUGGUUCAGGACAAUUUUAAAACCAAUCAAAUGAAUACAACCCAAAUCCCAUGUGAAAUCAAACAAGCUUGCCUCCCCCCAAGUGUGAUAAUAGGAGACUUCUCAACAGUCUUUGAAGACUGCCUCUUUAAAGCCUCAGAAUUGUCCAUUUUGCUUGUGAAGAACCACCUUCCCACCCCCACCCCACCCCAACACACACACACCCUUAGGCUCCUUCCCUUGUUACAGGGCAACCAGGAGUCUCUCCCACCUAAGCACAGUCAGGGAGGCCCUUCCAUAGUACCUCAGAGGAGCCCAGGAUGCCUGACUGCCCGCCCCACAGGAUAGCAGCCCUUCCUAGGUUCACUCUCACUGGUGAUUAUGAGGCAAUCACAAUUAGUUCUGAUUAGUAUAGACGGAAAACCUUUCCCCUUCUCAUAGUCAGUGAAGGCUCUUGGCAUCUUUCGGUCCAUCGGAAUGACAUCGCUGAACUCGUCUUAUGUUAAUCAUGAGGUUUUCCUGUGGAAGAUUUUGAUCCAAAUCACAGCAUGCCCAUUUGUAACUUCCAGAUUAUUAAUCAAGAAUGAGGAUAUAGUAGCCAUGACAUAACUCGGGCUGUUCUCACUUCAGCUGCCAUGGAGGGUGUUUGAAGAGGUUCUGUUUCUGUGUGUGUGUGACAGGGAAAGACUGUGGCUGGUGCCUGGAUCUCCUCAAAUUGCUUGAGUAAUAAAAUCUGUUGAAUGCUGCACA